AAAAAAAAAACAAUUAAAACAAUGUAUAUAAGGAUCGCCCUUACUGUCUGCGUGGUGUAUUUCCUGACAUUGACAUGGAGCAUGGGAUUGAACAGUGUUCAAUUAAAACAGUUCAAAAAAUAUUUUGAAAAUCACAAAAAGUGUACCGGUGGAGUUAGCGAAGAGGAAAUUGAACAAGUCGUGAAAGAAUCCUUUGGAAUAGAAUGGAAACAAACUGACAUUUAUUUUGGAUACAGCUCAGAUGAGCCUGAUUCUAUGAAUUUAUUUUAUUUAUUGGGUGCAUUGGCGGAAAAAGACAACAUAAUACCCGACAAUAUCAUCUCCGACAAGGACGACAAAGAAAAAGACAACAAGAUCCCCGACAGUAUCAUCAUCGACGAGGACGACAAAGAAAAAGACAACAAGAUCCCCGACAGUAUCAUCAUCGACGAGGGUGAAAUACUUACGCCUUUAGAAGUAUACUUUUACCUGGAUGAGUUCAUUGCAUGCGCCAUGUCUCAUCGGCAACCGGGAUAUCUUACUCUUCAACAGCUAUCGAAAGUCUUUAAGUAUUGGACAACGAUAAAUAGUAGAUUGAACGCAAAAUCAAAAGAACUUGAAAUCGAAAAAGGCGUUCGCUAUGUAAUAAACUCGGCCGACUUCUUGUUGAUCAUGUUGGAAAUAAAACCAAAAGGCCGUGGUCUGACCCUGCCACAAUUAAAAAUGUUUGUUGCUUUGUACGAAGCACACAAGACAUCCAAUAGAAUUAAUGCUGAGGCAAGUAAACGAGUGUUCCAAAAUCUUGGUAUACAAAUAGAUGACUAUUUGAAAAAGCUAUUUAAAUCCGACCGACCCGCUGGAAAAUUGUUGAUGGAUUUAAUCAUCGUUGCGGCAGAACGCAAUACGGCGGUCAAGGAUAAUGAAUUGAUGGUGUUAAGUCCAAGCGAGGUCGUGUUUGCCAUAAAAGAGUUCAAUAAGAUGAAAAUCGACAACGAUGGUUUAAUGUCCCCUUAUGAGUAUGCCGGCUUCAAGGUAGAGCCAAGCACUAUUUUAAAAUCGAAGAAAUGGUCGAAAGAAGUCAUACAGUAUUUAAGGAAAUUAGAUGAUAUUAAAACAUUAAACGUAGCGGAAUACAUGGAAAUUUUAUUGUUCGUUGAAAAACAUGUCGAAAGCAAUCCAAAAGAUGUCAUAUUCGAAUUUAGAUCCGAUGACGAUAUGUAUGGUAGCUUCGAGAACGACCACUUUAUGACAUACGGUAAUGGUACCGAUAGUGAUAACGAUUGUGAUUUUACCAUCGAUGGUAAACGAUGGUGUCAAUAUUGAUGACUCACAUUCUUAAGCAAUAUUAUUUAGACAUUUUCAAUAACCAUAUUGUAUAUUUCAAGUAUUUUUAUGUGUGUAUCAAUUAAGAUAUUACGCACU
Messenger RNA from Adelges cooleyi (spruce gall adelgid), 1401 nucleotides. RefSeq lists its product as uncharacterized. Bases 22 to 1302 code for a protein of 426 amino acids. The record is from RefSeq and is a predicted model, not a curated record. The transcript has 11 exons. Lineage: Eukaryota; Metazoa; Arthropoda; Insecta; Hemiptera; Adelgidae.